Molecule: messenger RNA, 1859 nt
Organism: Armigeres subalbatus
Lineage: Eukaryota; Metazoa; Arthropoda; Insecta; Diptera; Culicidae
Exons: 2
Coding region: 84-1757 (557 amino acids)
Source: RefSeq, a predicted model, not a curated record
UGUGAAAAUUCGACCAUGGUAGAGCAGCUCUGGUAGUGCGCGCAAUAUAAACAGUUGAAGAACAGCUCGUAGAACACGGAGACAUGGCGAAGAAUCAGUGGCCGUAUGUCCACGUGCUGACGGUUGUGCUAGUGGUGGCUUCAGUCUCGCUGACGCGGGCAAGUGAUGCCACAGACUUUCGGGUGUUUGAUUUCGGUGAUGAAGACACAGAGUUCUUUAGCAGUUCGGCAUAUGAAAAGGCAUUCAAUGAUCAUAGUUCGUACUUCCCGACGGAUUUGAAUCUCGGUGCAUUGGACCUCAUUUCGGCUACGCCAAACUUUGCGAAGUUCCCGUCUCACAUUGACCCUAGUGAUGUUGAAGUGGCGCGUGCUAAGCGUAAAACAGUAACAUCUAGUGAAGAACAGACAAGUGAAGAAGAGGAUGGUGAUGAGAAGAGCGAUUCUAGUGAAGGAGCUGAUGGCUAUGUAGAUCGUUACGAACGUUUCGUCAGUCAUAACUUCAAAGAUCGUGACGAACCGAAACAGAAAGAUGAAGUUAAAGGCGAUGGAGCGAACUACUCGUAUCGCUUUGACUACUCUCCAUCGGAUGAUUAUGAAAGAAUCAAGCAGGAGUCUGAAUCACAGAGCCGUCAGCUGGCUAAGGACCCAAAAAAUUGUAAGUCCUUUAAACAGGAUGGCAUGUUAUGUCACGUGUGCCGUGAUCCCGCUACGGAUACGACGUCCGAAUCUUGUGCUUACGCUACUGUUCCACAUCACAAGAAGUUUGCCUUCGUAAAGCAGAAGAACUAUAAUAGCAAAGAUCAUGAGAAGGAUGACGAUGAAGAGGGAGAACACGACGAAGGAGCUCGAGAAGAUGAUACUGAGGAUGAAGAUGAUGACGGAGAUCAAAUCGAGAAAACGACGAAACCAUCUACACCGGCCAAACAACAAACUCAAACAGGAAAGAUAUCAAAUUUACCACAGAAACGUAAAGUAAUUCCGACAAAGAAGUCUGUGGUGCAUCAUAAACCGGGUCAAGAUGCCAUCAAUGGAGGUGGAUACCGGUACCAACCGGUUGACAUGCGUUCAAACAAACAGAGGUCACAGUCGGAUGCCACUGCAGCUAUCCACCCUGCGUAUUACGAUUUCUAUACACAAUUCUUCCCAGCAAUGCAUGGUGAAGGAUCCGGCCGUAGUCAGAAGAUGCAGCGGCAGCAGGAGGUACCUGCAAACAACGAGGACGUGUACGUGCUAAACUAUCAAAACCAGGAUCAGGUGGCAAAGGUGCUGGCCGACUUUGAGUCACGUGAUUGGUCUAACUGCAAAAAAGGUAACAAAAACGAACUAACGUGCUAUACGUGCACCGACAAGAAUGGUGUUAAACACGAGGAAUGCAUGUACCUUUCAGAAUCCCGUCAAGUCUCGGCUCAAGUUAAACCACCACCACCCCCACCUGCAGCAGACUCAACACCUCCAACAGCCGAACCGAAGAAAACUUCACGACGCAAAAAGGUCCAAACGGACAGCAGUGCGGAGAAAAAGCCGAUAUCGCCCAAACUGAAGAGGGUCAAUCCGAAGACGACGGGCGAAAAUAAGUCAGCCAAGUUACAGUUGGAAGAAGACGUGAAUGUGCAAGGCGACGAGCUCUCCAAAGGUCUCGAACGGCAGACGGUGAAACGGACCGUCUCGAUCAAGAGCCAUGUGGAUGGAGAUGGGUUGGAUCCGCUGGACGGCGAGCGUGUCGUGCACUACGAACAUCACGUUAGUCAUCGGCUGUAGGACGAAGUCAAUUUCGUGUUUAUUACUGUACCUAUUUGUUAGUAGAUUGUUUAUAUUGGGUUGAAAUAAACGUAUUCGCCUUUCCUAUUCUUCUAUUUCCUU